UAUGUUAAUACAAAAAUUGUAUGAUGGCAACCCUUGUAACCACUUUAUAUCGUAAUUGUUUUUUGCACAAAAUUGUCAAUAUCUGAAAUAUCAAAAUUUGCCAAAUACUUUUUUGUAUAAUUAAAGAUAAAGGUUUUGUGAUUGGUUGUGUUCAUAUACAAUAAGCAAACUUCAAGCAUGAUGGAGGAUAUCGUCGUUAGAAACUUGCCGGUUGAUAAGGAAAACCUUGCCUUUGAAGGUUGGAAUAUAGAAUAUGAGAAAUCACACAUAUUAAAGAGCAUGUGUAAAAAUGGAAAAGAUAAAACUUGCGAACGUGAGGAUCCAUGUGAAUUAUGCACAUACAGCUAUGCGUUAGAACUGCCUCAUCUGCCUGACAUGGUUUUUCAUAAAAACAGACUAACAUUAUUGCAUCAAAAUGGUGCAUUAUUAGAUUUUAAUCCUAUGGAAGCCUUACGGUUUGUAGAUAAUGGCAAACAGCCACUGCAAGUAGCUUGCGCCCAGGAAUGGAAGGAAAGCAGGCCAAAUUGUCAUAUGGAAGAAAAGUUUAAACCUUUUGAUUGGACGUUUACAACUACAUAUCAAGGCACAAUGAAUGAAAAAAUUCGCACUGAACCAACUACUCAGCAAUUGAAUAAGUUCAAACUAAUGCAACGUGAAAAAAUACUUUUCUAUCACGAUUUAACGCUUUAUGAGGAUGAACUGCAUGAUCAUGGCAUUUCCUCAUGCUCUGUUAAAAUUCGUGUGAUGCCAUCAGGAUUUUAUAUUUUAUUGAGACACUUUUUACGUGUCGAUGAUGUACUUAUUAAAAUGCAUGAUACUCGGUUUCAUUAUGAGAUCGAAAAUGAUUAUAUAUUUAAAGAAUACACAAAACGAGAAGCUACUUACGAUGAACUCAAAAGUGUACCACCAGCAUUAUACACCAUACCAAACGAAAUAGAAAACUUCUUACCCAUUAAAAUGAAAGAAUCAUCUAAAUUAUUUUUUAAAUAAUAACACCUAGAUUUGUGAAUUAAAUAAAAUGAAUUAGUUAUUAAAACUUUUUAAAAAAGCAAUAUAAUUCAUGACUCUCAAUAAAAACAAAAUCA
Molecule: messenger RNA, 1085 nt
Organism: Teleopsis dalmanni
Lineage: Eukaryota; Metazoa; Arthropoda; Insecta; Diptera; Diopsidae
Product: TIP41-like protein
Exons: 5
Coding region: 178-990 (270 amino acids)
Biological process (GO): TOR signaling
Cellular component (GO): cytosol
Source: RefSeq, a predicted model, not a curated record